Poecilia latipinna (sailfin molly) is the source of this 800-nucleotide messenger RNA. RefSeq names its product zinc finger, SWIM-type containing 7 (gene zswim7). Gene Ontology annotation, cellular component: Shu complex. NCBI's taxonomy places the organism in Eukaryota, Metazoa, Chordata, Actinopteri, Cyprinodontiformes, Poeciliidae. Gene Ontology annotation, biological process: double-strand break repair via homologous recombination. Bases 101 to 517 code for a protein of 138 amino acids. Gene Ontology annotation, molecular function: zinc ion binding. The transcript has 5 exons. The record is from RefSeq and is a predicted model, not a curated record.
GGACUACAGCACUUUGACACCGGAAGUCGUAAUGUUAUGGUCGCGCCUUAUUGGCUGAUGAAGAGCGGUAGUGCCAGAAACAAAAAAUUAUGUGGAAAAAAUGCGGACAUUUUUACCUGCAGUAGCAGAACAACUUUUCCGAGACAUCCAGAAAAUAUACGAAGAGACGACGCAAAUACCCGAUGACCUACUUAUUGCGCUGAAGUUUGUCUUCGGGACUUGUGCGCUGCAGGCGUUGGACCUGGUUGACCAGCGCUCCGUCACGUGUCUGUCCUCUCCCAGCGGUCGAAAAGCCUUCCAGGUCAUUGGAGGCUCAGGCCGUUUGUACACUUGCUUCUUGUCCUGUCACUACUGUCCCUGCCCAGCGUUCACCUACACCGUUCUACGCAGAAACCAAGGUCUGCUGUGCAAACACAUCCUGGCCGUCUACCUGUGUCAGGCUAUGGCUGUGACCCAACAGGAGAGCAUCUCUGAUCAGCAGAUGUCCGCGGUGCUGAGCGGGACCGGGGGCCCGUAGCAGCCCCACAUGGCCGCCUCUCUGGCCUGCUGUAUUUAUCUGAGAGAUAACAGAUUCUGCUCUGUUUUCUUUUAGAAAUGUAAGAUCUCAAAUAGUUACAGCUUUAUUUUUAGUUGCUUUUUAUCUACAGCUCCAUCAGUUAUGGAGUGAGAGAACAUCUGGACACCGAGGUCACUUCCAAACCAUCUCACUGCACAGUUGUGAUUUUUUUCUCAUGCGCUGCUACUAAAUAUAAAAUCGUCGCUGCUUUAAAAUGUGGGAAUAAAAUCCGACCUUACCAAUA